AUGCAAACUGCACCUCCACUGCAGUCCGGCUGGUUCAAGCUCUUCUCCUCAUUCCAUAAAAAGGCAUGCAGAGCGGUGCGAGUAGGUUCCUCCGCCUGGCAGUUCAGCCUCUCCGUCCCCCCUGCCGCCUUCGCCACCCCUGCUUUCCUCCUCGCCUCCCCAACCCUCUCCUCCCUGCCGCCUCCCUGGCUGCCUCCCACUCCCAGCGCUGCCUCCGCUGCUGCAGCUGCUGCUGCUGCUGCUGGUGCUGAUGCUGGGCUGAUAUUUUCAGAGAGAGGGGGGCGGAAUGAGAGGAGGAGGGUGGUGGAGGAGGAACAAGGAGGGAAAGCAGGCGAAGGAGGGUCUGAAGUAGGCUCAGGCGCAGGAGCAGGACGAGGUAAUGUUAAUGCUGACAGUGGCGGCGGCGGUGGUGGUGGUGGUGGUGGUAGUGCUGCAGCUGCUACUACUACUGGAACUGAUGAUGCUUCUGUCGAGGAGGCAUCAACUGACAGUGUUUCUUUGUACAAUAGCUCUCACGACCACGCAGCAGCGGCGGCGGCGACAGCAGCAGCAGCAGUGCUGGCAGGCUCCCUUGCGAGCACAGGCAGCACGCGGUGCUGUGUGUGCCUGGAUUCCAUCUGCUUGUUUGACUCCGCAGCUGUGGUCUUCUUCUGCCGCCACUCCUACCACCGCUCAUGCCUCCUCCAUUCCGCCACUGCCGCUGCCGCCGCCGCCACUGGUGCCGCAGGUGGUGGUGCUGCUGGGGCUUCAGAAGGAAUAAGUGCUGCCACUGCAGGUUCACCCUGGGCGUUCUCUUCUCCUGCUGCUGGUGGGACCUCUAACAGCUACCUCCCUUCUCAUUUCCUUUCCUUGUUGCCACCUGCUCAACGUCCUUCCUCGCAAGAGAUUUCUCCUCGUAUGACAGAAGCAGCAACUGAGAGAGCAUCUGCAACCACUCUCGUACCUCCUGCCACCACCGCCUUCUCACCUGCUGCUGUGACUGCCUCUGCUUCCACCAGUGCAGCUGUCGCCGCAGCUUCACAGUCUGACCUGUCAUGUCUUGAUUCUGAGCUGUUUCCCGCCACACAUGACGUGGCUUGUGCUGUGUCUGACGUGUCUUGGUCUGACUCCCCUAUCAUGGAACGAGUAAGGGCAGUGCUGGAGGGGCAGAGUGGAAGGGCAGAGGAAGGUGGGGGGUUUCUGGGAAUGGGCAGGGGGGGCAGGAGGGGAAGAAGGCGGCAGCAGAGAGCUAUGCGGUUCAGUGGAUCCUUUGCCUCUUCUGCUGCUGCUGACUCCGGUGCUGAUUCUGAUGCUCCAUCCAGCCAAGGAGGUACACCAGGAGAAGGAAUGCAAGGAGGGGGGCGCAGGGGAGGAUCAGGAUUCGGAGGAAAAGCAGGAGAAGCAAGGGGAGGAGGAGAGGCUAUCCGGGGUCGGAAUGCUUCUCCUGCCACACCUCCUGGUGCCUCCCAUGCCGCCCGCCCCAGCGACCCUGGGGAUCUGCGCCUGCUGUCCUACUGGCAGCGAGAAUCAACCCCCAUGGUGGCAGAGUCGAGUGAAAGUCAUUUCACGGGGAGAGAUGAGCAGCAGCAGUCACACAAAGGGGCCUCUGGAAGGGUGGAUUCUGAUUCUGAUGAGUGUGGGCCAGGAGGGGGCGAGGCUGGAGAGGGCUGGGAUGAGGCGAGGCAGGUCGGGGAAGAGAGGUAUGGGAGGGGCAGUGGAGCGAGAGAGGGAGUGGGCGGGAUCAGGGAGGUCGGGAGUGGGUCUGGGUUGUAUGGAUCAUGUGAAACUGGGGGAGGGACUGGGGGUGAUGGCCACAGUGGUGGUCGUGCUGGUGGUGAUGGUGCUGGUGCCAGUGGUGAUGAUGUUGGUGGUGCUGGUGAUACAGUGGUAUCAAUACAAGACGUGGAGACAGCACAAGGACAGGUGUCACCACCGCAGGCGCCUCCUGAUCUACAAACACAAGGGAAAGCGGGUGCAAUGGAAGGUUCGGGUAACGACAAGCAGCCACAGGCUGUUGUGGGAGAAUUAAGAGGUGUGGUGUUGCAAGGGGCGGUGAGGGCAGGGGGGGGUGUUGGCUGGGAACGGAGAGUAAAUGGAUUGAUGUUGAGAUGUGUUAUGUGUGUUGGUGCUGCUGGAGCUACUGGUGCUAUGGGACAGGAUGGUAAAGCAGCAGGGAUCGACAAGAAGUUGUCAAGAAGCGUGGAGCAAGAGGUGGUUGAUGCUCUCGCUGCCUCGCCCAUGGAGCUAGCAGCCUCGCCUGUCGGCCCUCUCUCCACCUCUCAAAGUCGCAAGACCCUCGUCUAUCUCAUCCUCACACUCAACCACGUUUACCCUGACUACGACUUCAGCACGCUGCGGUCACACCACUUCAGCAAGGAGAGCGGCCCAGGGGCAGUCAAGGACCCCAUAGACCAGCUGCUACGCGAAGCAGCCAAGCUAUGGGAGGAGGAGAUGGGCAGUGACGUGCCAUUUGCUGACGCCCUUUGGUCCUCAAUAGACGAUGUGAUACAGCUGAGUGAGUGCGAUGUGUACAGUUACCAGCCAGACGUUGACACUGACAUAUUCACUGACAGCAACAGCAUAUGGUCCUUCAACUACUUUUUCUACAACCGCAAGCUCAAGCGAGUGCUAUACUUCACCUGUCGCUGUCGCAGCAAGGUGGGAGCAGAGGAUUCAUCAUCUGAGGAAGGGGAGAGUGUUGAGGAUUAUGCUGACAUGGCAGCCGACAUGGACCUCUAA
Messenger RNA from Closterium sp. Naga37s-1, 2718 nucleotides. The record is from the annotation of a GenBank genome assembly. Lineage: Eukaryota; Viridiplantae; Streptophyta; Zygnematophyceae; Desmidiales; Closteriaceae.